CUGCAAGUAGCAAACAUAUUCUUGUGAGAAAAUUGUGCUCCUUGUAUCAUUAUAUGAUUGCCAAUUUGUUAUUGGGAGCAGGUAACAAUUUUUUAUCGAUGUAAUAUCAAAUAUACCUGAUGGCACUAAAUAAGCUUUUGUGUUGGAUUACGACGGUGUAAAAAUCUGAUGAGCCAAAAGACGAACAAAGUGUGUAACAUUUUGUUACACAUUUUGUAGUGCUAUAGCACCCCCCUCUGGUCGAUUCUAUUUUUGUGGGUAAAAACAGUUUGAACAGUUUAAACAUAUCCCUCCGAAGACUAGGCUGCACCUUUCACUGUUCAAAUUUCAGGUAGCAAUUUCAGGCACAUAUCAUUACAUUUGCAUUCCUUUAUUUAUUAAUAAAUGUGUUGGAUGUUUGGCAGUGGUUUAAGACUAUAUUUUGCAAUUAACAGUUAAAAUGUAUUAAUUUGCAAAUCAGGGAAAAAUGUAUUAAUUUGCAAAUCAGGGAUUGGGUUGAGUAAAAGAGGAUCUAUAUAAUGCAGAAAAGUCACAGAGUCUCUACCACAUCUUAAAUGGGCAUGCUGACAGCUGCAGCAGUACAGAGGCUAGUUGCAGAGAUAAAUGGGAACAGUGGGGGGAAAAACCUUGCUGUGUAAACAAGAGUUGGGGAAACAGCCACCCAAUUGUUUUGCUUAUACUCUUGGACAUGAAUGCUGCUUUCUCUCUCCUGGUAUUACAUACCAUUCCAUUUACAGCCCUGACGAAACUGCCAGACCAAAGUUGCCCUUUCCAGUUUGGGACUGGAAUAACUUGAGGAAUUGCAUUUUUGUAUGUUAUGUUAAAAGGGCAACAUAAUUCUCCCCUGGUGAAAACUGAAUAUGUAAAUGAUUUCUGUUUAUCUACAUUCUACUAGAAUAAUCCUGCAGUUGAAUAAUCCUUCUGCAAGACGUUAUGUAUUUUUUUAUUGUUUAUCAUUUGAUAUAGUUUCUAAGUUACUUUGGGAUUUUGGACUUUGCUAUGAAUUACAUGCAUCUCCCCUCCAUGAUGCUGCCACAAUUUGCACUGUUCAAAGUUAUAUUUAUAAAUAAUAAUCCACACUUCAUGUGAAAAGGUUAUCUGAUGUUAACUUAGACAUAUCUUUGUCUUGAUGAAGGAAAAACACAUUGGACAUAGUAAACCAGCACAAGAAAUGGAACCACAAGCUGAAGACCCUGCACACAGUCCUCUCUGGUCAGGUUCAGAAGGUUCCCAGGAACUUUGUCCCUCUGAGCGUUUGGCCGAGUUGUAUAAUGAAGAUGAUGAUAGUGAAUCAGAGGACCACUCAGGCUCAAAUACUCAUAUCCCCUCGUCCCAGUCUCCAGAGUGUCUUCAGUUGCAACACAGGGAAUCUGCAGAUGGUCCAGAAUCUCUCCUGGAACAGAGUGAGCAGGAAGAGUCAGUUUUCUAUCAAGAAAAUUGUGAUUUUUAUUUUUCUGAAUCAAGAGAAUCUAUGACAGAAUCUCCUUACAUUGAAGCUUCACAAACAUCAGUGACCUCACCCCCAGAGUGCCCAGAUUCCAAGUCGUGGCAACAUUCCUGCUCUUCCUCCUCCUCUCUUGGCUGUGCUGCUGAUAUGACCAAGGUCCUGACCCUGAGCUCAGAACGGCCCCUGGGGGCCAGUGAUGGUCAUGGCCCAAGUUCUGAGAACAGGAGCGUUGAAUCUUCAGAGGAAGGAGGGAGCAACGAAGCACCUCCUGCUUCUGUCUUCUUUGGAAUUUCUGACGAGGGUGCUGAGCAGACAGAGACGAGAAACUUGGGGUCUGACAGAGAUCUCUGCAGACCGGACAGGCAAAGGGCAAGGUACACACGGCUCAGUCACAAAGAGAGCCAAUCAGAGAGACACGUGAAGGAGACCAAGUCUAAAUGCAAGCGAAUUGCCCAACUCCUGGCCAAUGCACCCAACCCCCAAAACAAGGGAGCGUUGCUCUUUAAAAAGCGCCGCCAGAGGGUAAAGAAGUACACUCUUGUGAGCUACGGAACUGGAGUUCACGCCUUUGACAGCUCAGGUCAAAUAGAGGGCGAAACUGACAAAGUUAGAUCUGCUGGUUACAGCUUCCUGGGUUCGAGUGAUUCUGAUUUUGAGGAGCAGUAUUUUCAGCGUCACCAGUACCAUAAUCCAGCUCUGGACUGGGAAAGUGGUGAAGACAUGGAUGUGCUACCAGAGACAAAGGGGAAGGGACUUUUGAUGUUUGAACAGCGUCGCAAAAGAAUCGAUGAACUUGUGUCAGAGCAAGAAGAUGAGAGGAGUGAAGGCUUUUCUGAGGAUGUUUUGAAAGAAACACAACGUGCAAGAAUUUAUGAAAGUAAAGAAAUGUACAUGCAUGCUGAGGAGACCAAUGUGAAGAAGCAUAUGGAUUACCAUGCAGAUGUUCAAGAGGUGAACCACCUCUCCACUGUGCCAAAACCCAUGGUGUCAAACAGAACUGCCAAACCCUUUUUGGGAUUUCAAGCUAGUUCAACACUUGAACCUGUCACUAUGUCUGGUGGGGUCAGUCCAGCCAUGAAGAAGCAUGAACUAGCAUUCAAAGUCCAUGUACCGAUUAACUCUAACCCCAAGGUUUGGUCUCCAACUGGAGACAUUAUUGCCUCAAGAGAUGAACGAAUAUCCGUGCCUGCCAUCAAGACUGGCAUAUUACCAGAGUCAAAGCGGAAAACUGCAAAUAAGCAUCCAUCAGUGCCUGCAAAAGAAUCUGAACUUUAUAGCCAAAGCAAAGGUGAAAGGAAGUCUUAUAUUGAGUCAGAGGAAGACUUUUUCAGUUUGGGUGCUGAGGCUUGUAAUUUUAUGCAACCCAAACCAAUAAAACUUAAAAAUCCUCCCCCGGUUGCCCCCAAACCCACCAUUAACCCAGCAUGUCCACCCUGGAACCCCUCUAGCGAGCCCUGUGUUCCUUCAAGGAGUCCGGUGUCCCAUCCCUCUCACAGCCCCAUCGGUCUUCAUGGUCAGCAUUAUUUACAGCAGCAAGAUUGGACUCAACCUCAACAGAUGGCUGGCCACUGGGCAUCAGAUCAAACAGAGGCAUCACUUCAAACACCUGCCAAUGCCCGGGUUCCGGUCAACUCUUCUCUGCUCCGUCUUCAGCCAACCUCAAAUAGCUGGAGUCAACAGCCGUCACUAUCCCCUGUGAGUAAGCAGGCCCACAAUCCUACUUAUAGCCCACUUUCACACUCAAAGAAUAAGUCAGACAGUUCUCCAAACUUGGUUGCUCCUUUCCUACCACCGGCAGAGAAGUCAUACCUUCAGGCACCAAAACCUUUAGAGGUUUUUCCAAAGCUCAGAGUCCCAGACAGGAGUGUUAAUCAGGCUGCUGAUGGGACAACUAUGUCAGGGAAAGGAGCAAAAUUAUUUGCUAAAAGACAGUCUCGCAUGGAGAAGUUUGUCAUUGAUGGUGAAACAGUGCAAGCGAACAAAACAAGAUCCCCCUCCCCAACCUCAUCUCUCCCUAACUCUUGGAGAUAUUCAUCCAAUAUUCGUGCCCCACCCCCCCUGUCAUAUAAUCCUCUUCUGUCUCCUUUCUACCCUCCAUCAGCAGCCAAGCAGCCCCCUUCCACAAGCCCCAAACCCAAGCCCAAGUCCAAAGAGAAACCUAAGUCAUCCCCCAAGCAACUCAACGCCUUAGAUAUCAUGAAACAUCAGCCAUACCAAUUGGACUCAUCUCUGUUCACAUAUGAUGCAGCCUCUGAGGCUAAAAGCCCCAGUCCUAAACCAACCCCUGUGUCAAAAUUUGAAGUUACCAAAAGCCUUAAGCAAAGAGCCGACUCUUCCUAUUCUCCUUAUAAUCCCUCUGAGCCUGCUGGCCAAACCAAGGCAGAGGCUCCUGCUAAGGCUCCUAAAUCGGUAAGUGUCCCAAAUUUCUCCACUCAAAGCACAAGAUCAGCUGAACAGCUUUCAACAGACAAGCAUUUGGAGGAAAAGCUUGCUGUCAUGAGUGCUGCCCCACACACAAGUAGCAAGCAAGCACAAGGCUCCCGACCUGCAAGCACAACUUCUCAGCACUCGUCUUCUGUUAGCGACACCAUUGCUUCAGCUUUCUCUCCUGCAUCUCUCAUUGCUAGAGGCGUGCGUCAAAUGGCUCCACGGCCAAAAUUCUCUGCUAAGAAGCCGGCAGCGACCAGAAAACAGUGGAAACCUGUUGCUAUGCUUUCCUCUGUAUAACACUGUACAUGGUCAUGCUCUGGCGUAGCCGGAGACGACAGUCACAUUAGUACAUCUGCAUCUGGGUGGCUUCACAAAUGUCUUAAGAGGAUUAACUAAGUAGAUCUCAUGAAAAGUUAUUAAAAUAAUAUAUGUAGCAAUUAUUAAUUAAAUAAAUACGUUUUCAUUUAGUUUGAUAAACGUAGCACCAUUUGGGAGGUCAUCUCAGGGCACUUCUCAUACAGAGAAACACAACAGUUCCUAAGAAAAAAAAAGACACAUUACCAUCCAAAAACAUGGAAUGUGGUUGAAGAUAUGGCAUCAGAAGAUAAGUUAAUGUUAAAUGGUUCUCAGGAUGUGCUUUUAUAAGCAAUAAUAUCUGCAGAGAGUCUUCUUCUAGUCCCUUUAGUUUGUAUUUUUAAGAGGUAAGGUUCAAUGUUUGCAUAUGUAGCAGUAAAUAUUAACGAGCCUCCUGGUCAAAUUAAAUCAUCUUCAAUAUUUCUUUCACUUGAAAGCUAUCUGGAUAACAAUGACUGGCCCAUCCAGCCACUUUGAAAGAGUAUUUUUAAUCCCUUAUUAUGUUUGGGGUCAAAUCUGUGACUGCAUUUCAAUUUCUGCACACAAUUUAUAAUUUAUUUCAGUCUCAUUCCAGACUCUGAUUAUAUUGAACUGAUAAAAGACUCUAUCAUGUGGUCAUUAACAAAAAAAAUAUAUUUAAAUGAAGGUUAUAUUCUUGAAAGCUGAUAAAUUACAAAUACUUAAUGCUAGAAAAUUUAUUAAUGUUAUUAGUAAUUCAGAAUAAAAUCUAAACAAAUCUGUCCUGUUUGUAUUUCUGUCUUUCUGACAUACUGUUUCUUGAACUUCUUGUAGCACUGUGAUGCUAUUAAAUUUUUUCCUCUCCUA
Molecule: messenger RNA, 5056 nt
Organism: Xiphophorus maculatus (southern platyfish)
Lineage: Eukaryota; Metazoa; Chordata; Actinopteri; Cyprinodontiformes; Poeciliidae
Gene: synpo2b
Product: synaptopodin-2-like
Exons: 2
Coding region: 1130-4174 (1014 amino acids)
Biological process (GO): positive regulation of actin filament bundle assembly
Cellular component (GO): nucleus; Z disc; actin cytoskeleton
Molecular function (GO): actin binding
Source: RefSeq, a predicted model, not a curated record